Molecule: messenger RNA, 4755 nt
Organism: Galeopterus variegatus (Sunda flying lemur)
Lineage: Eukaryota; Metazoa; Chordata; Mammalia; Dermoptera; Cynocephalidae
Gene: RTL6
Product: leucine zipper, down-regulated in cancer 1-like
Exons: 2
Coding region: 89-799 (236 amino acids)
Source: RefSeq, a predicted model, not a curated record
GAGCUGGGCGCCUCUGCCCGGCCGCUCCCUGCUCUUGCACCCCGGACCCCAGAGCCUGGUUCCAGCCCGCGGCUGGCCUGGGGCCGGCAUGGUCCAGCCGCAGACAUCCAAGGCCGAGAGCGCGGCCCCCGCGGGCGCCCAGAUGGACGACGUCAUCGACACCCUGACCUCCCUGCGCCUCACCAACUCCGCGCUGAGGCGGGAGGCCUCCACCCUGCGGGCCGAGAAGGCAAACCUCACCAACAUGCUGGAGAGCGUGAUGGCCGAGCUCACCCUGCUACGCACCAGGGCGCGGAUCCCGGGCGCGCUGCAGAUCACCCCGCCCAUCUCUGCCAUUACCUCGAACGGGGCUCGGCCCAUGACCACACCGCCGACCUCGCUGCCUGAGCCCUUUUCCGGAGACCCAGGCCAGCUGGCGGGGUUCCUGAUGCAGAUGGACAGAUUCAUGAUCUUCCAGGCCUCCCGCUUCCCAGGCGAGGCCGAGCGAGUGGCCUUCCUUGUGUCCCGACUGACUGGGGAGGCAGAGAAGUGGGCUAUCCCCCACAUGCAGCCUGACAGCCCCUUGCGAAACAACUAUCAGGGGUUCCUGGCAGAGUUGCGGAGAACCUACAAGUCUCCGCUCCGGCAUGCGCGGCGCGCCCAGAUCAGGAAGACUUCGGCGUCUAACAGGGCUGUGCGAGAAAGGCAGAUGCUGUGUCGCCAGCUGGCCGCUGCGGGCACAGGGCCCUGCCCUGUGCAUCCAGCCUCAAAUGGGACUAGUUCAGCUCCAGCCUUGCCCACCCGAGCACGGAACCUUUAAGAACCUGCCACCACCCUGGUACAUCUGCAGCUAUCCAGGUAGCAUAUGCUCUUUGCUGCGUAGAAGAAAUGUCCGUACAACAACAUUGCCCCUGUUUGAAGACGUCCCUUCCUGCCUUUCCAGACCAUUUCAUGAGGAGACCCUCCUUCCCCUUAUCUUGGGUGCCCUGGUUACCGCCUUGCUGUGCUUCUGUUACCAUGUGCUGGUUUUGCAACUGCAGCUUGAUGCAUGCUCCCCUUUCUCUUGCUAGCUUCCCAGCUACUCUCAUGACUACGGCCCUGCUGCUCAGGCACACCAACGCGGCAGCACCCUCACAGACCAUGUGGGCUGACCCCUCCCAGCCCGACUCUGUUUUCAGAUGCUCCUACUCCACCUUCUGCGAGCCCUCAUGGCAGUUUCCCACCUGGUUACCCUGUUCUCGCUGAUGAGCUCUGGCUGGGAAGAAGCCAGUUUGACCAGGCUGGUGCCUUGAUGUGUGUACCUGGAGAGGGGGUCUGGCUUCUCACCCGCAGAUGAUCACCAGCCCUGCCAGGGCCCAGUGUAGCGGGUAGGGGCCUCAUCUCUGCUGUCUGUGGCCAAGCAGUGACUGCUGGGAGGGAAGUUGAAGCGUCUCUGGGGGCAGGCCUCCCUCUACACAUGCAUGUGCACUCCAGCAUGCCCCAUUGCUGCUGCUGUGAAGGACUGACAUUGCAGCUCAAGGGAGAGGCUGCACCUCUGUUACUCUGUGGCUUUAGCUGCUGGUGUUCAGAUAGCUCCAGGUAUCUGGGGAAUGUGGAACUUGCCUGCUAAAUCAGGUCAUUGUGAACUUUGGCCUCCUGGGCAGUUCCUUCAGGCUGCCAGGCACAUCCAUGUCUGAGAGCCAUAGUAGGCAAGGGGUGGACACUAGUGCUCACUCUGCUGUCCUGGAUCUCCAGUGGGAAGCACCACAAGCUGCUGGUGGUCAGUCGCCCCUCCUCUGCCCCUUGUCACCUUGCUCAAGACCUGUUACUUUACCCAUUCAGGUGCCAUGUGGCCUUCACCUUGGCCCUUCAGCUGCCCACACCAUCUCUAGGUCUCCAAAGAUGCCAUGUAGCAUGCCCUCCCCAUGUGUGGGCUGUCAGAUGUCCAGCCUUUGUCCAAGAACAAAGAGACUCCCUCUUAAACUGGAGACCCAGCUCCUCUGGGAAACAGCGUUAAGGCAGGAGCGUGUCUGCCUCUGGCAACACCAGCCAGGGUCUCAGGGCAUUUGUAAAGGCAAAGAGCUGUGGCUACCAGGUUCUAAUGUGGUCACAGUGCAGAACUGGCACACGUCCUAAUUCUGAGGGACAAAGCCUCUUAUGGGGGACAGCCUUGUGCUUCCUCAUGGGGACGUCCAAGAAACCACUUUCUACCUGAGACUUGGCCAAGCCUUUUGGACUGUGAUGUUCCUGCCAUAUUUCAAUGCCAAAUGAAUCACAUUUACAUGACCACCUGGGCCAUGGGGGGAGAUGGGGUGUCUUACCCCGGGUUCAUCUGUCCGUGUCAAAUGGCCUGGGCUAGACUGCAGAAAGAUAACCUCUGCACCCACCCAAAGACGUGUGUAUGUCUUGGGAUCCCAGAGGUUGCAUCCUGGGACCCAUCCUCUUUUCCUGAGAGUUUUGAUGAUGUUGGGAAAAGUGACUGCGAUUCUGAAGCAAACACUGCCUUGCACAGUCAAGGAUAUUCAGUGGUUGCUGAGGUUCGUGGGCACUGCCACCCACUCAUGGUAAACUCUGUUAGCCCAAUUGCCCUGCUGAACAACUGCCAGAUUCCAGCCUUCAGGUUCCCCUGGACUCCAGCCAAGGCUGUUCAGGUGCCGGGUCUGAGAGUCAUGCUGCAGCAUACACCAGGACCAGAGCCAUGGAGGCGAGACCCGCCACCCUCCCUGUCCGCAUCUGGGACCAGGCCCUUUCCUUUGCAUAUGGGUCGUCGUGCGCACUCCAAGCUGCUGCCCCAGCUGUGCCUGGCUUGCUGACCUAACUGUGUUUCGUUUCUCCGUGCUUUCGUUGUGGGCUUGGGGUGAGACCUUCUUGAUAGCUCCCUGCAACAUUGGAACGUGGAGCAGAUGAGAGAGAGGUCAGGGCUUGCCCUCCACAUUGGACUUGCAGAAGCCUGCACUGGAAGGAAUGAGCCCAGCGUGGCUCUAGUGGGAGACACCUUAGUCUCCAGCCAAAGAGGGUGAGACCCGAGUCCCAUGCAGCCCUGGAGGGAGACCGCAAUGACUGGGAGGAUCAAGCUGAAAAGGAGGUGGGGGAAGGGAGAUGCUUUGUACAUAUUUUGGGGUUAUAAUUUCUCUAAAUUGUAAGUGAACAGGUUUUGAUUUAUAAAGGGACAGGCAGUAGUUUAAACAAUGCAUGUGAGAAAGUUUCAUAUGUUCUCCAUGGUGUGGGCAUUAUUUGGAUGAUAUUGUAACUACUUUCUGGUCUACAUGACACCCCAUCUGGUAAGUAAGCUUCACUGCAUACCAGGGCUUAAUUGGAGAUGGGAUUUAGUAUAGAGGUGACUUCCUGGCCUAGUAUGGGAUUAACUUAAGUCCUAAAGCAUUUCAGAAACAGCAAAGACUCAUUCACUGGCCCCAGGUAAGUAUAUGACAAGUAAUGGUGAGGGUGGAAAAAUAGCUGUGAAGGUGCGGUGGGACCAUCCUGACACGAAUGCACUUGUCAAUGGACAGAGCCACUGUUGGGCGAGGGCGACCCUGGUGGUUCAGCCCGUUGAGAAUGAGUGAGUGUGGGGAGAGCUGGGCCUAUGCUGAGGUUAACUUAGGGAGCAAGCCCUGGGAUUGGGCCAAAGGACACAUGCUGGGGCCACCUACUGGGGGCAGAGCUUUGGGUGGGAAGAGGGAAGUCCUUGCGGAGCCCCUCCAUCUUGCAACCAGUGCAGUUAAGACCUGGCUCACCUCUGCUUGGGAAACGGUAGUUUAGGGACGUGGAGAGGAAGGCAUAAGAUGGGGCUCCUGGGGAAAGGAAGCAAGAGCAGACUGUUGGACCAACAGAAACUGCUUCCCGGCAUAGAGGAGGACUUUGGGGUGCAGGGCAUUCCAUAAUCCACGGUGAGUGUACAUGGAACUAGCCUCUGCCAUGUGGUCAUCUCGGGGACCUCAUGCUGGAUGUGGUGGCACUUGGCACAGAAUGGAUGCGGUAGAGGAGAUGGGAGGAAACCCAACUUCCCAUUUCCAAUCACAAACACCUUUCUGAGAGCAAGCAACAAAACGUGCUAAAUCUUUUCAGUAUCCAUGUAAUCCUACGUGCUAUAGAAAUUUUGGAAAAUCAAGUAGAGGAAAGAAAAAUAAAAUUUUAACAUUUUGGUGUCUCUUUUUCCAGGCUCUCCCCCCUCAUAGUUUCUUUGUAUUUCAAGUUAAUGUAGUUAGGAUCCUACCGUCUGUAGUGAUACAAUUUUGUGUAGCUGUUUUAGUUGCACAUAUCCUGGGCAUUUCUCCCAUGCUGUUGCUAACUUUAUUUUGAAAUGGCCGUGUACUCUUCCAUCAGGUAGGUGGACAGUAGUGCCAAUUGUUGGUCACGAAUGCUGUUACUAAUUUUUCACCGUUAAAAUUGAUGAACAUCUUUGUGCAUAAGGCUUUUUCCCAAUGUCAAGUUAUUUCCUUAGGAUAGGUUCCCAAAGGUGGGAUUAUUAAAGAGUAUGAAAACCUUUGAGGCUUUUAUUACAUACUGAUGAAACAGUUUGCAGAAAUGUUUAUAUGCAUUUCCACUACCACCAACAAGGAUCACUGUGCCCAUCUUGCCAGUAUUGGGUGUUGUCAUCUGGUGAAAUAUUUGCUAAUUUGAUAAUGAAAAAAUAGCGUUGUGUUUUAGUUUGCAUUCUUUGACUUCUAGCACAGCUGGACAUCUUUUCAUGUCGGGUGGUUGUAUUUCCUAUUUUGUGGAUUGCCAGUGUCCUUUGCUCAUCUCCUGGGGUCUGAUCAAUUUGUAUGAGCGUGUGAUAUAUUAAAGAUAUUAACCUUG